AUGAGCGUCAUUCGUUCUUCGCGAUCCGUUGCUAGUCGUCAAAAUAUUUAUUCUGGAACCAAGGAAAAGGGUGUGAUCAUGUCUUUCAGGUGUAGUCGUUGUUUUGAAAAGAAUCUGGAGUGUCGAGUGCUUCCGAAUGCCACUCGUUAUGGAGAAUGCGUAAAGAGUGUGGGUAGCGGCCGUUGCGAUGUAUAUGGUCAUUCCGCAGGCGAUUGGUCUCGUGUGUCUUCUGAGGAAGAUAGGUUGCGUCGUGAAGAAGAGGCAGCCGUGCAGGUUUCUCAAGAAGCUGUGGCUAAGAUUCUUCGUUUGCGGAAACAACAAAGGGUUCUUCGUGAAAAGGCAGGGAAGAUGCUUCAACAUGAUCUUCGUACGAUCGAGGCUUUGGAGGAGUUUGAAGCGGAGGAAGAGAGAUUGGAGAAAGAGCGUAUAGAGAGAGAGAAGUCGAAUCCGGGGUCGUCGGCGCCUGCCGAUGCUAAUUCAGGCGUUUUGGAUACUUUCGACCCUUCCUCUUAG
Messenger RNA from Sclerotinia sclerotiorum 1980 UF-70, 513 nucleotides. RefSeq lists its product as hypothetical. The record is from RefSeq and is a predicted model, not a curated record. The coding region runs from base 1 to 513 and encodes 170 amino acids. NCBI's taxonomy places the organism in Eukaryota, Fungi, Ascomycota, Leotiomycetes, Helotiales, Sclerotiniaceae. The transcript has a single exon.